AUGGGACCUGGAUAUCAAACUCAAGUUAAGGACCAAGAACAAUUGCUGCAACCGGGUAUCUCAUCCGAGGCGCGUCUUAAACAGAAAGACACAGACAGUGGACAUGAGAGCGGAGACCAAAAUCAGCAAUCCCAUGUCAGUUAUAUCUUGAUUGAGGAAACAGAGGAAGAGAGAGAUAAAAGGACAGAGUCCGAAGGGAAUAUCGAGGAUGUGGCAAGAGAAGAUAUUGACCUGGAUGAUCAGGAAAUGGAAAUCGGCUACGAGAGUGAGGAUCAAGAUCAAAAUUCCGUCAAGUUGAGUUCAGAAGCUAGGGAAGAUAAGAAUCGACAGACAGAUUUGGUAAGUGACCAGAUCGACAUUGCGGUUGAGGAUGAGAUUGAAAUUGAGCUUGCGGACUAUGAAAUGGAAAUCGGGUACGAAAGUGACGAGCAAUAUCAAGACUCUGAUAUCUCGGGGAAAGGUGUCAGUGAAGAAAGAACUCAGACAGGGGAGGCAGUAGAAGAUGGGAUUGAAUUUGAAGCUGAACCCGAGGAAGGUUUUGAGCUGAACGACCAGGAGAUGGAGAUCAAUUACGAGACCGACGAUCAAGAGCAGCACUCUCAAAAGACAAACGAGUCAAAAGACCACGAAGAACAAGAUUCGCAAACAGAAAUCGCUGAAGACGCGAGAAGUCCAGUCAACGCCACAUCGCAACAAUUCUGGUCCCAACUUGUCGACAGUGCGAGAACAACUUCUUUGUCCUCCAAAACCUCUAAACAGCGCCAAGAAAGAACUACCAAACAAUUCGGGAGCGCAUCACACCACGGGGAGGGUAUCGGAAGGUACGCUAAACGUGUUGAAGAGCGCCUCGAGGUAAGCGGAGAAAGACUCGAGCUUCAUACCGAAGCUCAAGAAGAUAAUCUAGAGACGUUAUCGAGUCAGGCAUACUCGCCGUUCACGAGAUCUCCUGCACCAGAACUUCCAAGUCCCGUGCAUGGCUUUGGACCUCAAAUCCUGCCUGUUAAGGGCUCAGGAUCUCUUGUCAAGCCUAGCAGGCCAAUCUUUGAACCCGACGUGUUUCGAGGUUUCGGUUCAUUGAACCAAGUUGUUAACCAGGCGAGUGAACAAGCCAAGAAACUUUUUCAGCUAAACCGAGCUCAAACCUUCCAGCCUGAGAUCAUGAAAGAGCAAUUUGUGCGCAUGAAUGAAGUCCUCGGUCCAAUAAGCGAGUUCGCUGCGAGUGUGCAGGCAGCUCAAAAGCAACUUGGCAGCGGCUCCCGUUUCACCGCGCCUAUCGAGAGGGAGAUAGAUCAUAUGCUGGAAGAUAGAACGUGGAGUGAGAUGAAGCGCUUGAGGCAGGUAGCUUUGGGGAGGUUGGCAGAUAUGGAUAAGGCGGAAGGGAAACCGGCGAGGAAAGGUGGGAGUUGGAGAGAGGAGUGGAAGGAAGCUUUGAGGACGAGGGAUGGUGAAGGUGAGGCUGGGGGAUUGGUGUAUGUGCUGACGCGGAUUUGGGUGGAUGGGGAUGGGAAAAGGAGUGAGGAUGGGGUUGAGAUUGAGGUCCCGAUGUCGAGUGUUAUAAGGGAGGUGACAGAGGGAGGGCAACCUAGGGUUACUGAUCCAGUACAACUCGUUGAGUCGGACGCUGAGGCACAAACACAUGGUAACCCAGGGAGUGCCAGAUAUUCAUCUGAUGAGAAGAUGAUUGAACUCUUUGGCGACGAACAAGAAAUGGAGUGGGAUGACAGUGGGGUUUGGGAUGACUCUUCCGAUGUUAUUGAUGAGUCCCUGGAUCCCGAGAUACAAGAGAUAGGAUACCUGAAUACUGCGGUGCCAGGUGAAUAUAGAGGGAUGAGUGACGAGGAUGAAGAACAGCAAGAUGAGGAAGAGCAGGAUUACGGAGAAGAAGAUGAAGAUUUCUUGGAUUCGGAGUAG
Molecule: messenger RNA, 1911 nt
Organism: Cadophora gregata
Lineage: Eukaryota; Fungi; Ascomycota; Leotiomycetes; Helotiales; Ploettnerulaceae
Exons: 1
Coding region: 1-1911 (636 amino acids)
Source: RefSeq, a predicted model, not a curated record